Messenger RNA from Nerophis lumbriciformis (worm pipefish), 2210 nucleotides. The record is from RefSeq and is a predicted model, not a curated record. Lineage: Eukaryota; Metazoa; Chordata; Actinopteri; Syngnathiformes; Syngnathidae.
CUUCAGCAUGCAAACCUUCGUCUGUCCGGCUUGCGCCCUCUUUUUCUUUACACACUGCUGGUCUUCAGAUGGCUGCUCCAAUGCCCCAUACGCACCAGCAGUACAGUGAGCGCCACCAGCCAAGCACUGACCAAUCUGUUACGGUCUUACCGUACAGCGACCAGACGACACAGCUCACUGCCAAUCAGAGGCACAUGCCCCAGUGCUUUCGUGACCCAACUUCAGCUCCCCUGAGGAAGCUCUCCAUUGACCUUAUCAAGACAUACAAACACAUCAAUGAGGUGUAUUAUGCAAAAAAGAAGCGGCGGCACCAACAGGGUCAGGGCGAGGACUCCAGUCACAAAAAAGAAAGGAAGGUCUUCAACGAUGGCUAUGACGAUGAUAACUACGACUACAUCGUCAAGAAUGGGGAGAAGUGGAUGGACCGAUAUGAGAUUGAUUCCUUGAUAGGAAAAGGAUCAUUUGGACAGGUUGUGAAAGCAUACGACCGAGCAGAGCAGGAAUGGGUUGCUAUUAAGAUCAUCAAGAACAAGAAAGCUUUCCUCAAUCAAGCCCAGAUUGAAGUGCGCCUCCUAGAGCUUAUGAACAAACAUGACACAGAGAUGAAAUACUACAUUGUUCACCUGAAGCGUCACUUCAUGUUUCGGAACCACCUCUGCCUCGUGUUUGAGAUGCUUUCAUACAACCUGUACGACCUGCUCCGAAAUACCAACUUCCGCGGAGUCUCGCUCAACCUCACCAGGAAGUUCGCCCAGCAGCUAUGCACGGCGCUGCUCUUCCUGGCCACGCCUGAGCUCAGCAUCAUCCACUGUGACUUGAAGCCUGAGAACAUCCUCCUUUGCAACCCCAAGAGGAGCGCCAUCAAAAUAGUGGAUUUUGGAAGCUCUUGUCAGCUAGGGCAAAGGAUAUACCAGUAUAUCCAGAGUCGCUUUUACCGCUCCCCAGAGGUGCUUCUAGGAAUGCCGUAUGACCUGGCCAUUGACAUGUGGUCCUUGGGUUGCAUCUUGGUAGAGAUGCAUACAGGAGAGCCUCUCUUCAGCGGAGCCAAUGAGGUGGACCAGAUGAACAAAAUUGUGGAGGUUCUUGGCAUCCCACCUAAUCACAUAAUGGACCUAGCCCCAAAAGCCAGGAAGUUCUUUGAGAAGCUUUCAGAUGGUACAUGGAGUGUUAAAAAGACCAAAGAUGGCAAAAGGUAUAAACCUCCAGCUUCGCGGAAGCUUCAUUCCAUCCUGGGCGUGGAGACCGGGGGUCCUGGCGGCAGGCGGGCAGGCGAAUCUGGCCAUGCCGUUGCAGACUACUUGAAGUUCAAGGACCUGAUCCUGCGAAUGCUGGACUAUGACCCGAAGAGUCGCAUUCAGCCCUACUAUGCUCUGCAGCACAGCUUUUUCAAGAAAACAGCGGAUGAGGGGACCAAUACGAGCAGCAGUGUGUCCACCAGCCCUGCCCUGGAGCAGUCCCAGUCUUCAGGAACCACCUCCAGCACCUCCUCCAGUUCAGGAGGCUCAUCUGGAACAAGCACCAGUGGCAGAGCGAGAUCGGACCCUACCCAUCACCACUUACACAGUGGAGGACAUUUUGGCACUGCCAUGCCAGCCAUCGAUGGAGACAGCCUCUGCCCACAGGCUCGCCAGCCUUACCCGCCUCCGCUGGUGUGGGGCGGUGGCGUGGUCCCGGAGUCGGUCACGGGCGAAACGCACCCGGUUCAGGAGACCACCUUUCACGUCCCUCCCCAGCACCCGAAGGCCCUGCACCCCCACUCCCAUGGCCAUCACCACCACGGUCCCAUGAUGGCCACGCGGCCGCGCCCGCGACACUACGCCUCCCCGACGCACAGCUCGUCGACCCAGGACUCCAUGGAGGUGGUCCACGGCCAUCUGUCUAUGACCUCCCUGUCUUCCUCAGCCUCCUCUUCAUCGACGUCGUCCUCUUCCACCGGGAACCACGGCAACCAGGCCUACCAGCUCCGCCAUUUGCCCGCCGGAGCGCUCGACUUUGGGCAGAACGGUGGGCUAAGCAUGGGGCUAGGUGCCUUCUCGAACCCACGGCAGGAGACCGGCAUGGCGGCGCACCCUGCUUUCUCAAUGGGCACGAACACAGGGCCCGGCCACUACUUAGCCGAGGGCCACCUGAGCAUGAGGCAGGGCAUGGACCGGGAGGAGUCUCCAAUGACUGGAGUAUGUGUGCAGCAGAGUUCCAUGGCCAGCUCGUGA